AUGUGGGUCUACGUUCCGAAAGUUUCAGAGAUGUCCUUUCCAAUCUCAUCCGAGUCGAUGAAGACUAUUGCAGCCACAAAGGCCAGCGGCUGUGCAACGAGCAGCAGGGGCUGGGCUUUGUUCAUGCAUGAAUGGUCGACCACAAAUCGACAAUUGCGAUUGUCUUGGACCGAUGGCGUCAGUGGCUGCAACGAGAUUUACUCGGAUACCACGGUGAUGCCGUAUGACCAGUGGGUAAUGACCGGCUUCACUUUUUCCAAGGCUUUCAGUAUCUUUCAGAUCUGGCAACACGUCCCACCAAUUCGGUAUCCAGCGGGCAUCAUGUCGUCCAAAGACGAGGAAUGUCAAGGUGAGCCGGAUGUGACUGGACCCAAAGAGAACAGCGUCGGUGCAAGCGAUGAUGUAUUCUUCGUGUCCCUGUCAUACAAAGGAACAGCCUAUGACGUUCCAGUUCAGGGUGAUGAUCACCUGGCCUCGAUCUUUGACUUUGUGCAGGAGGCGCUCGACUUCCCGAGGGAGAAUUGCAAGCUGAUUUCCAAGGGAAAGAUGUUGAGACCAGAUAACGAUAGCCUCACAGUGGCCGAAGCUGGCUUAAGCGCUGGCAGCAAGGUGAUGUUGGUCGCCAGCUCUGCCAAAGACAUCUCCUUUGUUCAGUCGAAUAGAGCUGAUCCUUUGGUCAAAGGCUUCGCAGAGGAGGAGCGAGAUGAACAAAGCCGGCGGAAAAGAGCCCGUGCAGCUCUAUCGGCAUGGGGUACUAAGCAGGACUCAGAGUUCAACUUUGGCUCCAUCAAGGCAGAGUUCAAGUACUCUGAACCUCCUCCCUAUGAAGCUGAGCGCCUUCUACAAAGAUUAGCAACUGAUCCAGGCAUCAUUGAAAUUAUGAAGACCAGGAAGUUCAAGGUCGGCGUUCUCACUGAGAUGAGCCCUGUUGAAGCACAAGAACGUAUGGCAAAGAGGGGAACGCCCAAUAUGGACCUCUUGGGCUACAAUCAGAACUUUGGUGGUAUGAUUGUGCUGCGGUUGCGGACGGACACCCUAAAAGGCUUCCGACCCUACCAUGACUUGAUCAAUACGUUGAUUCAUGAGCUUACGCACAAUGUGUGGGGCCCACAUGAUCACAACUUCUGGAAGCUUUUUGGUGAGCUGAAGGCUCAAUACAUGCGCUUUCACCGUUUUUGGAGUCAUGGUGGCCGAGCAGCAGAUAGCAAUGCCGCUGGGCAGUUUCAAGGUUUUGAUGGCCAGGAUGAAGGUCCUAAGGACGCGAACUUCGGACAAAGGCUGGGUGGCGAUGUUGAGCUCUCAGCCGAACAGAAAAGGUCCAGGGCCCUGGCUGCACUGGAGCAGAGGAUGCCAGAAGCUCCUUCCAAGCAGAAACGCGAAGUAGCUCCAUUUGAACCUUCUUCAGACUCGGAUUUGGCCAAAGCUUUUGUCCCCAACUUCCUGGCCUCCAACGGUGGUUGGAUGUUAGCAUGUCCCUGUGGGCAACUGCAUGAGGUGUCGGAAGAGACAAAGAAUCAAUUGGAGGGACUUUUUCUUGAAGGCUUCAGUGGCUGUUUGAUUACACCCACAGAAGUUCCUGAAGUUCCCGAAGUUCCAAUGGUCGAAGCUGCACCCGAGGUGCCGGAAGAUAUCCCAAAGGAUGAGCCCAUGGAGGCCGAGGAUGUUGCAAAAGAUGUUACAAAAGCCACUGAGUCCGGAGUUUCAGAGGAAGAACCAGCUACUGAAGCUCCUGUAUCACCUUGUAGUGAACUUCCUUCCGCUUCGCAUGCUUCGCUUCCUUUAGACCUAGCAGACUUGGAAGCCCAAGGGUUGGAUGGGGCAGCCGUUUGGAUGCAACGCUUUGAGAGUGCUCUCCAAACCAUGGAUUCCAAAUGCAGAGCUCCUGCCGUGGAGAUACUGUUGAAGCUGGUCAGCAACGCUAUCCAGAAACCGGGUGAAGCCAAAUUUCGCCGUGUCCGGGCAGAGAACCCCGCAGUGAGGUCUAAGCUUCUAGCUGCCGGGCCAGGUGCCGAAGCCUUGUUGACACUCCUGGGCUUUGAAGUGACAACGGAAGGUAUGGAACGAGUCUUUGUCCUUUCAGAUCAGUGCUUUGAUGUUGUUCGGCUGAGAAUGGGUCAAGAGCUCUUGGAGGUAGAGAUAGGGACCUUGGAGAUCCUUGGAGCCUUGAUGCACUAUCCGAUUGAAGAGGCCAACAUCCACCAACGGGCACUGUCGGAUUCUAACAAGCUCUUGCUUGGCGCCCAUCUCCUUACAAAGCCGACGGAUACUGCCAUGGCCCAUGGUUUCAUCGGCUUUUUCGGUGAUUUGCGGAUGCUGAAGCAGUCCACAGAUGGAUCAAAGCUGGUCAAUCUGCUUCACUGCGACACAAAGGACUUAACCAGUGGAUCCCAAAAUUGCGGCGUUAGCACAUCGGCGUUGCACGUGCUGGUGCAACAUCAGGUUGGCGAAGAGUCACUCAACUCAAUAUCGGGCGCAAGACUCCAGCCACGCUACGUCAAGGGUUACAUCCCAGGAGAGGGCCAGAUAUCUUCGGUUCCAGUGCUGAAGUGGGACCAGAAGCCCGUGCAUCCGCUGGUGAUGGAACCUGCAGGAGCAGCAGUGGACAUCCAGACACUCCCUGGCACCACCCUGUCACCAGAGCAGCUGAGGGCAACCUGGCCAAAGGAGUGGAUCUCCCAGUAUGGAGAAGAAGCACUCGUAAAGUCUCAGCAAGAAGCAGAUGGUUGGGCUGCAGAGGUACGCGGAGCCAUGAAGCACACCUGGGAUGGCUACAGGUCAAAAGGCUGGGGACAUGAUGAAGUGCAACCAAGCUCUGGCAGAACCAAGGACUGGUGUAGAAUGGCAGUGACGAUGUUGGAUGCCCUAUCGACCUUGUGGAUUAUGGGGCUUCACCAAGAGUUCGAGGAAGCCGCCAAGUGGCUGGAAUCGAACUGGCUUCCAGGACCUGGCAGUCAUGGCCAACACAGCCUCUUUGAGAUCAACAUCAGGGCGUUUGCAGGUUUGCUGUCAUCCUACUCCCUGAGCGGCAAGCGAGUAUUCCUCGAUACUGCCAACCGCCUUGGAGAGAAGUUGCUGGGUGCGUUCACCGCGCCUAGUGGGCUUCCAAUGCCGACAAUUGACAUUGGCACUGGUAGAGCGGAAAUGCACAAGUGGAACUCCAACACGGUAUUGGCGGAGGUGACCACCCUGCAGGUGGAGUUCCGAUACAUGUCCAAGGCUACAGGUGACUCCCGGUACCAAGAGGUGGCAGACAAGGCCAUGCAGGUGGUACUGAAGGCUGCGGGACAACGUGGCCUGGUGCCGCGGGGGGCCACGGAGCUGUUCUGUAGCUUUUUAUCAACAGUGGGCGUCCGUCUUGAGAAGAGCGAAAUGCUCAACGCACAGAAGAGAAAAUGCCUUUCGGCACUUGCGAUGGACAUUUGUCUACCUUGCCUUCUCUUUAGUGCAGUGCUGCCCGAGGCGGACGCCCAGUUGUUGGUGGAAGGUUGGGAGCUACUCUUGUGGCCCUUCAUCUACGCCACGGUGAGCGCGCUCCUGGGGGUACUUUGCUGCAUGGCUGUUGGCAUCCCGAAGCAACACCUUGGAGCAGCAGCAGCCUGCGCGGGCUUUCCGAACGUGAAUGGCUUUCCAGUCUCUGUGGUUAGUGCCCUCGGGAGUGCCAUUCCAGCGUCUGAAACUGGCUACUCAGCAAUCGUGUUCCUCUCCAUCAUCCAGCUAACAGAUGGCCUCCUGAAGUACACCUUGGGCCCUGCGAUCUUCCGCAGAGACCGGCGUGCUCGGAACCUUGGGAGCAGUCAUGAUAUGCCCCUGGGGCAUUCAUUGCACAGCAUCCAGGAUGUAAAUGAGCAGGCAGCGCAGCCCAUCGACGACGAUAAGACUGACUGGGGACUAAGUCAUGACCAGGUGUGCUGUGUAGAGCCAGACUGGAGCCGAUUCGAUUCCUACCAUGUGUUUCAGGAGCGACCGUCUCGAUGCAUGAACGAUGCGAAAUGCUCGCCGCUGUUGCAGCGAGAAAAGUUUCAGGAGUCGCGUGUUGGAGGACUUGAGAGUUGGCGUUGGUCACUGUCGGUGCCUUCGCUGGCAGAUUUCCAGGACGUGCUGCGGCAGAUCAUGCCGCCGCAGGUCACAGCUGUCCUUCUAGCUUUAGCCAUUGGCCUUGGACCUGCCUGGGCGAAAGGCCUGCUGAUUCCGGCAAAUGAGGAGAGCUUUGCAGCCUUGGGCUUCAUCUACGGCGUAGCGCAGGAACUUGGGAACGGAUUCGUUCCUUUGCAGAUGAUUUCUUUGGGUGGCCGCAUGCUGAACGUGGUGGGCGACAAUGGGCCGCUGGCCAGCAAACCUGCCAACAAACAAAACAGAUCGAAAUUGCUGCGGAUUUCUGGCGCUGUAGGUCUGGCCAGGAUGAUCUUGGCGCCCAUUGUGCUUUACUUCGUGGCUUAUGCCAUUGACAUCCACUAUUUCCAUCCUCGGGGCCAGACGCGGCCACUGGCAUUCUGGGCACCAGCAUUGAUUGUGGCAGCGAUGCCAACAGCCAACAACAUGAGCACUAUGGCAGACCUCAUCGGCAGCGGGAGAUCAAUUGCUGCAGCCACAACGGCCAUGCAGCUCAUGGCAGCUCCUGCAGCUCUCCUGUAG
Messenger RNA from Cladocopium goreaui, 4632 nucleotides. The record is from the annotation of a GenBank genome assembly. Lineage: Eukaryota; Dinophyceae; Suessiales; Symbiodiniaceae.